This is a messenger RNA of Saccharomycopsis crataegensis, 825 nucleotides long. It is a transcript of the gene TGS1, whose product is annotated as RNA methyltransferase. NCBI's taxonomy places the organism in Eukaryota, Fungi, Ascomycota, Saccharomycetes, Ascoideales, Saccharomycopsidaceae. Gene Ontology annotation, cellular component: nucleus. Gene Ontology annotation, molecular function: RNA cap trimethylguanosine synthase activity. Gene Ontology annotation, biological process: 7-methylguanosine RNA capping; 7-methylguanosine cap hypermethylation. The record is from RefSeq and is a predicted model, not a curated record. The transcript has a single exon. Bases 1 to 825 code for a protein of 274 amino acids.
AUGAGAUACAAGAGAGCAGUCCCUGCAGACAUGGACGCUCGUGUACACAAGUACUGGCCCCAACGGUACGACUUGUUCUCCCGAUUCGAUGAGGGAGUGUGGAUGAAUACCGAACUAUGGUUCUCAGUCACCCCAGAGUCGAUGGCGAUCUUCUUGUCCAAGUUUAUUAAAUGCUGUCUUCCAGACGCAAAAAAUGCUCUUGAUUUGUUUAGCGGGGGCGGUGGGAACACUAUACAGUUUGCCAAACUAUUUGACAAAUGCGUGGGUAUCGAUAUCAACGAGGAAAACAUUGAAUGUGCAGCCCACAACGCCGAGGUGUAUGAUGUAGCAAAUAAAUGUGAAUUUAUAAACUUAGACUGGAAAGUUUUUUCGAAAGAUAAAAAAGCAUUACAAGAGUUCAAAGAACAGCAUAAAAUAGAUUUUGCAUUUGCGUCUCCCCCUUGGGGUGGGCCGGGAUAUAAAAACUUAGAAUCGUUUGAUUUAAGCCAAUUACAGCCAUUGCCAUUGAAAAAGCUAUUAAAAUCAAUGUUCAAGAUCACCGAGAAUGUGAUUCUUUUCCUUCCCAGAAAUUCGGAUCUCGAGCAGUUGUCGCAGGUCACUAAAAAAUUACUUGGGAAACAGGCAAUGGCAAGAGUAAUCCAUCUCAAAUUAGACGGCAGGCCAAAGGGUAUAUGUUGCUUUUGGGGUGAUGCUUUCAUGACAGAUCAUAUGAGAGACUUGGCGAAUGUUGAUUUGCAAAGUGAUGCUGGUCCUGAGCAGGAAGAUGGUAAUGAGGAUGUUGAUGAAGAAAACAAGGAUAUUGAUUAUGAUGGGUUGGAUUAUUAA